AUAAUGUCCCUUUAUUUCCCACAGGGAACAAAACACCAUGCUAUCACAUAACACCUUGAUGAAGCAGUCGAAACAGCAAGCAUCCGCCAUCAUGAAGGAAAUCCAUGGAAAUGAUGUGGAUGGCAUCGAUCUGGGCAAGAAGGUCAGCAUCCCCAGAGACAUCAUGCUGGAAGAGUUAUCCCAUCUCAGUAACCGUGGCGCCCGGCUCUUCAAGAUGCGCCAGAGAAGGUCUGACAAAUACACAUUUGAAAAUUUCCAGUAUGAGACGAGAGCACAAAUAAACCAUAAUAUUGCCAUGCAGAAUGGGAAACUGGAUGGAAGCAACUUGGAAGGCGGUUCCCAGCAAGCCCCACUGACUCCUCCCAAUACGCCAGACCCACGAAGCCCUCCAAAUCCAGAGAAUAUUGCACCAGGAUAUUCUGGACCACUGAAGGAAAUUCCUCCAGAAAGAUUCAACACCACAGCCGUCCCCAAGUACUAUCAGUCUCCGUGGGAACAGGCCAUCGGGGAUGAUCCAGAGCUGUUAGCGGCUCUGUACCCCAAACUGUUCAAACCUGAAGAAAAGGCAGAGCUGCCCGAUUACAGGAGCUUCAACAGAGUUGCUACCCCAUUUGGAGGUUUUGAAAAAGCAUCAAAAAUGGUUAAAUUCAAGGUUCCAGAUUUUGAGUUUCUACUGCUUACAGAUCCGAGGUUCAUGGCCUUUGCCAAUCCUCUUUCUGGCAGACGGUCCUUUAAUAGGACUCCAAAGGGGUGGAUAUCUGAGAAUAUCCCUAUUGUGAUAACAACGGAGCCUACAGAGGAUGCCAUUGUACCUGAAUCUGAAGACCUGUGAAGAGAACGCUGCAUGAGCCACAA
Ochotona princeps (American pika) is the source of this 855-nucleotide messenger RNA. It is a transcript of the gene MYOZ2, whose product is annotated as myozenin 2. The record is from RefSeq and is a predicted model, not a curated record. Gene Ontology annotation, molecular function: FATZ binding; actin binding; telethonin binding. The transcript is spliced from 5 exons. Bases 38 to 832 code for a protein of 264 amino acids. Gene Ontology annotation, cellular component: Z disc; actin cytoskeleton. NCBI's taxonomy places the organism in Eukaryota, Metazoa, Chordata, Mammalia, Lagomorpha, Ochotonidae.